Messenger RNA from Pieris brassicae (large cabbage white), 1720 nucleotides. RefSeq names its product tetraspanin-1-like. The transcript has a single exon. Gene Ontology annotation, cellular component: membrane. NCBI's taxonomy places the organism in Eukaryota, Metazoa, Arthropoda, Insecta, Lepidoptera, Pieridae. The record is from RefSeq and is a predicted model, not a curated record. The coding region runs from base 352 to 1353 and encodes 333 amino acids.
AGGGAUACUGUAGUGUUCUAAUGGUUAAAGAUUAAAAUCAGUCCAGUAGUUCUGUGGGGCUUUGUGUGUAAUUAAUGAUGCCUAUAAGAAAUACAUCAAACUAAAUUAUGUGUAUUAACUGUAAAAUAACAGGCAUUAGUUGUAUGAGAUUUAAAGUAAUGUUUUGUUAAUAUUAAAAUAUGAAUGCGGCAGGAACAGGAUAAAACACUACAAUCUAAACAACUUUGUCAAAAGUCUAUAAACCUUCUUCAUAAGAUGUUCAUGACAUAUGCCACAAUGACAUUUUAUUAAAAAUAUAAGUAUGAGGAUCGUCAAACAUUUGUAAUGUUUUUAAAUCAAUUUUAAAUUAAAAUGCACUCAACUGGACUACCACGAACCUGUCUUGGCUUCACCAAUUUACUUUUCUUCUUAUUUGGUAGUGUUGGAUUGCUGAUUUGUGUCUGGUGUGCGAUAAACACAGACUUUUUUAAAGAUGUAAAUUAUACAAUAACCAAAAGCUCCUUCGUAUCGAGUAUAGCCAACUUCGUGAACUUAAAACUAUGGCUUACUCCCAUGACAACAAUUCUUAUACCAAUCGCCGGCUUGGCUAUGUUAACAUCGUGCUGUGGACUCCUAGGAGCUGGUUGCAGGACCAAAUGUGCGAUAAAAUCAUACAUUUUCCUUGUAACGGCGUUAUCGUUAUCAAGUUUUUGGCUCUUCUUCAUAUUUGGUGUCCAUAAUAUAUACACAGACAAUCCGAAAACAAGAAAUUAUCUGCGAUCAACGUUGAAGACUUACUAUGGUAAAGAAAAUGAUUUUGUAACUCAUAUGUUGGAUUACAUUAUGGUGGAAUACAAAUGUUGUGGUGUAAACAAUUAUAAGGACUUUGUAGAUUCAGCGUGGCAAAGGAAUAAUAUGGAUAAACUGUACCCUAACCAUUGUUGUGUGAUGGAUAAAAAUUUCGUCCCAGUAUCGAAAGCGUGUACACAAACACUGGAUGUCGAAGCAUACGCACACAGCGGGUGUUUUGAUACUCUACGGCAGUCUAUUAAAGAUAACAAGGGAUUGAUUAUAUUCUAUAUAUUUCUGUUACUCGUAAUGUACACUACUGUGAUAUUUUUCGCAUAUUGUAUAAUACGAGGUGAACCAUUUUUGGAUAUAGCAGAACCGGUCUCGUUUAUCCCAAAACACAAAGACAAUGUGGAGAAUAUAACUCCAAAUUCUUCGCUCGAUAACAUGAUGUUUGUUGAAGAACCACCGAAGAAAGUCGUAAGGGUUGUGUCGGCGAUCAACCCGGCGCAAACGUAUAAGUUCACGCCAAAUAUGUAUAGCGGGAAUUAUCCUCCGACUAUAAGAAGUCAUACUUUACAAUAAAAACUUUCCAACUUUAUUUUUGUUUAUUUAUAGUAAUUUCAAUAAGAUAUUGAGGACUUGAGUGGAUUUCAUAUAUUUUGGCAAGCUUGUUUGUGUAUAUGUCAUAGAUAACGCACUAUGCGUUAUCACAAAAAUUAAUUUAAUUGUAACACUCAGUAAUAUAUCUAAUCACUAGUGUUAUUUUUUUUAUGAAAUAGGAGUCUCACCUGAUGUUGAGUGAUAUGCCUCCCGUGACAUAUGACACUCACAUUGCGAUAAGUGCGUUGCCGACCUUUUAAGAAUUGUUAUAUUUAUCUAGCGACACCUAUAAUCAUUGCGAUUGCGUCAUACUCUGAAACGCAACUGCUAAGGAUAUAUGUUACCUACA